UAAUCACUCUACGCUAUAUCUAUUAUCUAUUGGUUCUUUAAUAUUAUUUACCUUAGUGAUUACUGAUUAGGUUAUAGGUAUAAUUUCAAUUUUAACUUUUUGGACCUAAGUGCUAAAUAAUAACAAUGGCCCAUUCAUCGGGAUCUAGUGGCAAUUUGAAAAGUGGACUUAUAGAUUUUACAGCAGGGUCUCUAGGUGGAAUAGCUGUAGUUUAUGUUGGACAGCCCUUAGAUACUGUGAAGGUUAAAAUGCAAACCUUCCCUCAUCUAUAUAAGGGGAUGUAUGAUUGUUUGAAACAAACAUUUAGAAAUGAUGGUAUAAUCAGAGGACUGUAUGCGGGAACAACACCAGCAAUUAUGGCUAAUGUUGCUGAGAAUUCAGUUCUCUUUGCAGCUUAUGGUUACUGCCAAAAAUUUGUUUGCCAUAUGACAGAUACUGAGAGUGUGGAUCAACUAUCAACCCUGGGCAAUGCAACAGCUGGUUUCCUUGCAUCAUUCUUCUCAUCAUUCACACUGUGUCCAACUGAACUAAUCAAGUGCCAGUUACAAGCAAUGAGGGAAGUCAAUGUCCAAGGCUCGCAAACAGCUGUGAAAAUAUCUCCACUCCAGUUGACACAACAGAUAUUUCGGCAAUAUGGCAUACAAGGUUUAUUUAGGGGACUUGUACCCACUAUCAUGAGAGAAAUGCCUGGAUAUUUCUUCUUUUUCGGUGCAUAUGAAGGUACCAGAGAAUUGUUAGCGAAGCCCGGCCAGUCUAAAGACGACAUCGGUUUCUUCAGGACCAUGGUAGCUGGAGCAGUGGGCGGCUUAGUGCUGUGGACAGUCAUAUUCCCGUCGGAUGUAAUCAAAUCGCGUGUUCAAAUAUCGAACAAGAGCCAAAAAUUCCUAACUGUUGGUCUAGAGAUCAUAAGAAAAGAAGGAGCUUUAGCCCUUUACAAUGGGCUCAAACCUACGCUAGUUAGAACCAUCCCAGCCACGGCGGCACUCUUCGUGGUAUACGAAUACUCCAAAAAGUUUAUGCACCAAUCCUUUGGGGAUUGAUUAAUAUUAUAAACUU
Molecule: messenger RNA, 1056 nt
Organism: Maniola jurtina (meadow brown)
Lineage: Eukaryota; Metazoa; Arthropoda; Insecta; Lepidoptera; Nymphalidae
Product: mitochondrial ornithine transporter 1
Exons: 7
Coding region: 126-1040 (304 amino acids)
Biological process (GO): mitochondrial L-ornithine transmembrane transport
Molecular function (GO): L-ornithine transmembrane transporter activity
Source: RefSeq, a predicted model, not a curated record